AUGGUCAGCUGUUCUUUCUUUCCCGGCACGGACGUCGGUAAUUCAGCACUUCAGCAAGAAUGCGGGUUGCGUAUAGCGUCGCGGGGAGGGUUCGGCUCGUCCUGGUCCAUGCAGCACGAGCGCCAAAGCACUGCGAGCCUCACAAGUAGCACGUCAAGCCUCGCUGCCACGGCAGCAUGGCAAGCUAGUGUGGCCAACGCAGAAUCUUCUCAGGUGGAAGACUGGCUAGCGGCACUUCAUCAGGUUGAUGCUGAAGCUCGUGGACUUUGCUCGGGUCUACUGGCGCGGCACCCGACUCUGCUGUGGAAGGAUGCGCAGCGGACGACCGGCGUGGUACAGGCUUUGCUUGAUGCUAAUCGGCAGAGGCAGUUGAUGCGCCCGUACUUUAUGCAGGACGCGCAUGUGCUGGCCCUUGUUGACAGAUAUACGCCCGAGAGCCUUCGCGCGCGUCUGUCGGAGCUACACCGGCUCGUCUGGCAGAAGCUUGAUGACUCCAACGUGGCUGCUCUCUUCGUCUCACGCACCUCUUUGGACAUGUUGGAUCUGGAUGCCAAGGCCCUCGCGCUGAAGGCACAGGCGCUGCGCGCCCUCAUCCCCGAGUUCCUGCCCUCCACCAUUCUCCGCGGCUGCCCUGAGCUGCUAGACGUCCAAGUAGACGACCUCCCCACCUACGUGCACCGCGCUGGCGACGUCGUGGUCAUCGGAGCCCAAGUCGGAGUGGAGCUGGUCGGGACUAACAACGUGGUGGUUCAGCUCCUGCACGAACACGCGUGUGCGGCACGGGGCGACAGCAUGGAAGCGAGGGAGGUGGUUCAGGUCUUCUGCAACUCGAGGCAGCUGGUGUUUGCAAAGGGAGAGCAGGUGGAGGUUCGUGUGGAGGAUCCCAAUAAGGCGCAGGAGGACCUCAGCGCCGCUUGCAGGAUGGCGGUGCUGCAGGGGCUGGCUAUUGCCAGUCAGGCGAGCGCAGGUGUACGGUGUGCGUGA
Molecule: messenger RNA, 984 nt
Organism: Volvox carteri f. nagariensis
Lineage: Eukaryota; Viridiplantae; Chlorophyta; Chlorophyceae; Chlamydomonadales; Volvocaceae
Exons: 5
Coding region: 1-984 (327 amino acids)
Source: RefSeq, a predicted model, not a curated record